This is a messenger RNA of Solanum tuberosum (potato), 2096 nucleotides long. RefSeq lists its product as uncharacterized. The record is from RefSeq and is a predicted model, not a curated record. The coding region runs from base 420 to 1865 and encodes 481 amino acids. The transcript has 4 exons. Lineage: Eukaryota; Viridiplantae; Streptophyta; Magnoliopsida; Solanales; Solanaceae.
CACAAGUAUAGAGUAAAACAAGGAUUGAAGAAAAUAUUAUUAAAAGUUUAGCAAGAGGUUCAACCACCAACAAACUUUUUUCUUUUCCCUUAUUUUCAGAGUCUUCCGGCAAUGUUUUUAAUGAUCUGUUACCAGUAAUUGCGUACCCUCUUUAUUUGUCUAUCUUCUUCUCCUCUCCCACCAAUUUUUUCUCCAAAUACACGCUUUCCCAAAAUAAUCCCCAAAUCAAGAAAUUUGCAUGAAAACACACCAACAAACCUAAAAGAUUAUAGUGGCAUUGGCACUUUGAGCUUUUUCAAGUUAAUGGGUGCCUUGCCAUUCUGAAAAAAACACUAGCUACUUUUUUAUUUUUUUGUUGCCAAAAGUCCUCUGUUUUUUCAUUGUGGUGAUCAAACUUGAGGAAAAAAAAAGAAGAAGCAAUGAUGGCGGCGAUUAAAGAAAAUGCAAGAUCAAGCCUCAUAGUAGCAGGCAGAGUAAUGAACGAAGCCAUUAGCUUCCUAGUUUUCAUUAUCCUCGACAUUCUUGAUUUUAUCCUCUGUUAUACUUACAAAGUAAUCGAUUUCAUAAUCGAAGCAGAGUGGAAACCCUGUUAUUGCUCUUCCAUUAAAGAAGUCAUAACGAGCAGCGGCUCAAUCUUGGUCUCCGAACGAGGAGAGUCCAAGAUAGUGUGUCUGACUUCUUCGAGUAAACUACAUCUCGAAGAAAUUUCAGACACACUUUACACUCGGCCAUCAUUGAUGGCGGAGGUGUCAAAAUUGACAGUGAAACGCCGGAAAUUUGACAAUGCGGGUGUGAUACAACAGUCAUGUGAGAGGUUGAAAAAUGGAAGUGUCCGUUCAACUUUUACUGUUAAUUCCACCAUAGUGGAAAUGCUCCAAGGCAAAAUGGGUGGCCAGAAAUCUCAUGAUGUUACUCCUAGGUGGUCGGAUUGUGAUUGCAACACUUGUAAUUCUUGGUCCUCUUCUUGCAAAGAUUCACUUUUUGUCCGAGUUGAUGGUGCCAAAGCAAACUUUGAAGAAGAUGUAAUCUUCAUUCAUGGGUUCAUUUCAUCAUCAGCAUUUUGGACAGAGACAUUAUUUCCAAACUUUUCAAAGGCAGCAAAAUCAAAGUAUCGUUUAUUUGCAGUGGAUCUGUUAGGAUUUGGAAGGAGUCCAAAGCCAAGUGAUUCACUUUACACAAUAAGAGAACAUCUAGAGAUGAUUGAGAAAUCAGUUUUAGAGGCACACAAAGUGAAAUCUUUCCACAUUGUGGCACAUUCUUUAGGUUGUAUUUUGGCUCUAGCACUAGCAGUAAAAUAUCCUGGAUCAGUCAAAUCCCUCACUUUAAUUGCACCGCCAUAUUUUCCAACACCAAAGGGUGAACAAGCAACGCAACAUAUGAUGAGAAGAAUAGCACCAAGGCGGGUGUGGCCACCGAUAGCGUUUGGGGCGUCCAUAGCAUGUUGGUAUGAACACAUAAGCAGAAGUGUUUGCCUAGUCAUAUGCAAGAACCAUCGUUUGUGGGACUUUCUCACCAAACUUGUUACCAGAAACAGGAUUAAGACAUACUUAAUAGAGGGAUUUUGCUGCCAUACACACAACGCAGCAUGGCAUACACUACACAACAUCAUAUGUGGUACUGCUGGAAAAAUAGAAGGAUACUUAGACAUGGUUAGAAACAAGUUAAAAUGUGAAGUCACGGUGUUCCACGGCGAAGAUGACGAACUUAUUCCGGUCGAAUGCAGCUAUAAUGUACAGUCAAGAAUUCCUCGUGCACACGUUAAGGUUGUCCAGAAAGAAGAUCACAUCACCAUUGUUGUUGGAAGACAGAAAUCAUUCGCAAGGGAGCUUGAACAAAUUUGGAAUAAUUCAACAUGUUCAAAAUAAUUUCCCACCAUCAUUUUUAUCACUAUAAGCAAAAACAAACAAAGUUUUUUAUAUCGUAUAAACCUAAAUUAAAUUUGGACAAAAUUGAGCUAGUUUUUUUUUUUUCUUUUCUCUCUUCAUUUUCUGAUUUGUAUGUCGAAAUGCAAGCUGAAUUAUGUAUCAGAUAUACGUCUAGUUUAAAUAUUAUUCAAGAAAAAGUAAUAUGGGAUGUGAAGAUGUUUUCUCAUCUUA